Manihot esculenta (cassava) is the source of this 2291-nucleotide messenger RNA. RefSeq names its product xylulose kinase 2. Gene Ontology annotation, molecular function: D-xylulokinase activity. Lineage: Eukaryota; Viridiplantae; Streptophyta; Magnoliopsida; Malpighiales; Euphorbiaceae. The record is from RefSeq and is a predicted model, not a curated record. Gene Ontology annotation, biological process: xylulose metabolic process; D-xylose metabolic process. Gene Ontology annotation, cellular component: cytosol. The transcript is spliced from 11 exons. Bases 364 to 2040 code for a protein of 558 amino acids.
CAUUCAGCUGAUUUUCUAAAAUUUUAUCAAACACUUUAAUCAGGAGCAUUUUACUUGGUUUCUGUACGCCCCAAAGCUGUAUUUCCUGUGGAAGAUGAAGAUCACGGACUUCGGAACGUUGCAGAUUACUUGGUUUCUGUAACGUUUUAACCGGAGACAGCAUAUUCACAUUUCGGAUAUAGUUCUAUGAUUCUGUCCCAUACAACCAAAUCUCUUGUCCUUAUCCAUAAUUUUAUAUUAACCCUAUUUUCACUUCAAUUAAUCCUCAUUUUUAAAUCAUUUGCUUGUCCCUAUUACGCACCGCCAAAUUCCCGUCACUAGUUAGCUUAGAAGUUGAAUUCGUUUGAGCAAGGUGAUUUGCCAAUGGAGAAUUCAUCUCUUCCUCAUGACUCCCUAUUUCUUGGAUUCGACAGCUCUACUCAGUCCUUGAAGGCAACUGUUUUGGACUCCAGUCUCAACAUUGUCAAAUCAGAGCUAGUUCAUUUUGACUCCGAUCUGCCCCAUUAUAAGACCAAAGACGGAGUAUAUAGAGAGCCCUCUGAUAAUGGCAGAAUCGUUUCACCCACCUUGAUGUGGGUGGAAGCUCUUGAUCUUGUUCUUCAGAAGCUCUCCAAAUCUGGGUUUGAUUUCGGGAAAGUUGCUGCUCUUUCUGGCAGCGGACAGCAACAUGGUAGUGUUUAUUGGAAGAAAGGCAGUUCUGCAAUAUUACAAUCGUUGGACUCCAAUAAGCCAUUGGUGGAUCAAUUAGGCAAUGCUUUUUCUAUAAAGGAAUCGCCUAUAUGGAUGGAUAACAGCACCACAAAGCAAUGUAGGGAAAUAGAGAAUGCUGUUGGUGGAGCAUUGGAGCUCUCCAAACUUACUGGCUCUCGCGCUUAUGAAAGGUUCACCGGAUCACAGAUCAGGAAGAUAUUUCAGACACAGCCUGAAGCUUAUAAUGAUACCGAGAGGAUUUCCCUUGUUAGCUCUUUUAUGGCAUCCCUUUUUAUUGGUGCAUAUGCUUGUAUUGAUCACACUGAUGGUUCUGGGAUGAAUUUGAUGGAUAUUAAGCUGAAGGUCUGGUCUGAAAUAGCUUUAGAGGCAACUGCACCAGGUUUGAAGGAAAAAGUUGGAAAAUUGGCCUCUGCCUAUGAUGUUGCCGGUCAUAUUGCUCCCUAUUUUGCAGAGAGGUAUAAAUUUAAUAAAAAUUGUUUGGUUGUUCAAUGGUCCGGAGACAAUCCCAACAGUUUAGCAGGUUUAACUCUUAGCGUACCAGGGGAUCUGGCAAUUAGCCUUGGCACAAGUGAUACUGUUUUUGGGAUUGCUACUGAUCCUCAACCCAGAUUAGAAGGGCACGUUUUACCUAAUCCUGUAGAUACUGAAGGUUACAUGGUAAUGUUAUGCUACAAAAAUGGAUCUCUAACUCGUGAAGAUAUUCGUAAUAGCUGUGCUGAGAAAUCUUGGGAAGUCUUUAACAAUUUUCUGGAGCAAACUCCUCCUCUUAAUGAUGGGAAGCUUGGCUUCUACUAUAGGGACCAUGAAAUUCUUCCUCCUCUUCCAGUUGGCGUCCAUCGCUACAAACUCCAAAACUUUACAGGGGACAAUCGGGAGGGAGUGAAUGAACAGGAGGUGCAGGAAUUUGAUCCUCCUUCUGAGGUCAGAGCAUUGAUCGAGGGCCAGCUUCUGUCAAUGCGAGCUCAUGCUGAAAGAUUUGGCAUGCCAAUGCCUCCAAAACGUAUAAUAGCCACCGGUGGAGCAUCAGCAAAUCAUAGCAUUUUGAAGUCAGUAGCAUCAAUAUUUGGCUGUGAUGUCUAUACUGUUCAAAGACCUGAUUCAGCAUCCCUGGGAGCUGCAUUGAGAGCUGCUCAUGGCUGGCUGUGCAAUAAAAAGGGUAGUUUUGUGCCAAUCGCAUGCUUAUACAAGGACAUGUUGGAGAAGUCAGCUCUCAGCUGCAAGCUUUCAGUUAGUGCUGGGAAUCAAGAAUUGGCUUCUAAAUAUGCUUUAUUGAUGAAGAAGAGAAUGGAAAUUGAAAGUCGGCUUGUUCAAAAGCUGGGACGGUUCUGAAGUGGGGAGCUGCCACGUUGUCUUUGAAAAAUAUUCAACUGGGAAUCAAGGAAUUCACCGAAGACACAUCAGGCUGGUCGAUAUUGGAUAAUGUCAAGUCCGCUGCUGCUGUGUGAUAUUGCUGCGAAACCCAUUAAUGAAGCAAACUUCUUGACCUUGUUCAGCUCAUCUCUUUGAGCAAAAUUUGUUGUUGCAGUGAUCCCAUGUUGGUUAGUUGCAACUCCAUGGUCAAUGAAACUUCAUUUCUAAAA